Messenger RNA from Drosophila grimshawi, 1777 nucleotides. RefSeq names its product homeobox protein extradenticle (gene exd). Gene Ontology annotation, biological process: neuron development; animal organ morphogenesis; regulation of transcription by RNA polymerase II. The transcript is spliced from 4 exons. The coding region runs from base 266 to 1390 and encodes 374 amino acids. Gene Ontology annotation, molecular function: RNA polymerase II cis-regulatory region sequence-specific DNA binding; DNA-binding transcription factor activity, RNA polymerase II-specific. Lineage: Eukaryota; Metazoa; Arthropoda; Insecta; Diptera; Drosophilidae. The record is from RefSeq and is a predicted model, not a curated record. Gene Ontology annotation, cellular component: nucleus.
UAACGACUAAUAUCAAAUGAAUUAUUUUAAUUAGUCAUUGUUUAUAUAGUUGUGUACACGUUUUUUUUUUUGCGCAGUUGUUCUUGUUGUGUGUACUUUGUUUUUGCCUGUUGCAACAUGUAUUAAAGUCCCAUUUGGACGUGCUUUAACGUGAUUGUUGUGAUUGCAGUGUGUUGUUGUUGUCGUUGCUGCUGAAAGAGGAAAACAUACACACACACGCACACACACACACACUCACACACACACGCACACAUAUAUACACAAGAUGGAGGAUCGCAUGAUGGCCCACACUGGGGGCAUGAUGGCACCGCAGGGCUACGGCCUGCCCGGCCAGGAUGAUGGCCAGAACGCUGGCAACGAGAACGAGGUGCGCAAGCAGAAGGAUAUCGGCGAGAUCCUGCAACAGAUCAUGAGCAUCUCCGAACAAUCCCUGGACGAGGCGCAGGCCAGAAAGCACACACUCAACUGUCACCGCAUGAAGCCGGCCCUCUUCUCAGUGCUGUGCGAGAUCAAGGAGAAAACCGUACUUUCAAUUCGCAACACGCAAGAGGAGGAGCCACCAGAUCCGCAACUGAUGCGCCUGGACAACAUGCUGAUUGCCGAGGGCGUGGCUGGUCCCGAGAAGGGCGGCGGUGGCGCCGCCGCUGCCUCAGCCGCAGCAGCCAGCCAAGGCGGCUCGCUGUCCAUCGAUGGUGCGGACAAUGCCAUCGAGCACUCGGACUAUCGCGCCAAGCUGGCCCAGAUUCGCCAGAUCUAUCACCAGGAGCUGGAGAAAUACGAGCAGGCCUGCAACGAGUUCACCACGCACGUCAUGAACUUGCUGCGCGAGCAGAGUCGCACCAGACCCAUUACACCCAAAGAGAUUGAGCGCAUGGUGCAGAUCAUCCACAAGAAGUUCAGCUCGAUUCAGAUGCAGCUGAAGCAGUCGACCUGCGAGGCAGUGAUGAUAUUGCGAUCCCGUUUCUUGGAUGCACGCCGCAAGCGUCGCAAUUUUAGCAAGCAGGCAUCCGAGAUACUCAACGAGUAUUUCUAUAGUCAUUUGAGCAAUCCGUAUCCAUCCGAGGAGGCCAAGGAGGAGCUGGCGCGCAAAUGCGGCAUAACUGUGUCGCAAGUAUCGAAUUGGUUUGGCAACAAGCGCAUCCGUUACAAGAAGAACAUUGGCAAGGCACAGGAGGAGGCCAAUUUGUAUGCGGCCAAGAAGGCAGCUGGCGCCUCGCCAUAUUCGAUGGCCGGCCCGCCCAGUGGCACCACAACGCCAAUGAUGUCGCCCGCACCGCCACAGGACUCGAUGGGUUAUCCGAUGGGCUCCGGCGGAUAUGAUCAACAGCAGCCGUAUGAUAACAGCAUGGGCGGCUAUGAUCCCAACCUGCAUCAGGAUCUUAGCCCUUGAGGAUAGGCUUGCCAAAGCUAAAACAACAUUAAUAGGGUCUAUUUUUUUUUUGUAUCUUUUUAAUAAUAUCUUUUGUAAUUAUGAAUAUAUAUAUAUAUAUAUAUAUAUAUAUAUGUAUAUCUGUGUGCGAGGUGUGUGCACAAAUCCAUAUAUAUAUAAAUAUAUAUAUUUCAAUGUGUGUGUAUCUAUUUGCGUGUGUGUGCGAGUGUGUGUGUGUAUCUGGGAUUGUUUGUUUGUGUGUGUAUGUAGCAUACAAUCAAUUAUGUAUACGAUUAUGUCUUAAUUAAUAUUAUGUACUGAAAACAAAAAAAAACAAAAAGCAAAAACAAAAAAAAGGAAAAACAACUAACAAAACAAGAAAACACAAAAGAAACAACACACAACACA